UUCAACAGGAAAUAUUAUUAGCACACAUCUCAAGAUCAAAUUCCCCCACUGCUGAGGCUUCAUGUUUCUGUACCAUGAGGGGCAGGAAUUUUGCAUUUCAUUCAGGGCUUUGUGUCCUGUUAAUAUCACUGGGAACUAUUUCUCACAAGAACACAAAUGUGGAUGAGUGUAUCUCUGGAAAACACCAACGCCACAACUCGACCCAUUGCAUCAAUGUGAAGGGAAGCUAUAGAUGCUACUGUCACCAUGACUGGAUGGCCAGGUCCAAGCCUCUGCAUGGCCUGGAGCUCACCAUCUGUGAAGAGGUCCCCUUCUCCUCAUGGACAUCACCUUCUGGAGUCACCAGCCAGGACCUCAUGAAGGAAGUAAUUGAGCUGCUGGAUACCCCAGGGGACCUGAAGACCCUGCCUCCCUCAAAGCAGCACUGUGUGGACACUCAUCUGCUCGUUGGCCUGGAGGAUGUCCUAAGAGUGCUAAGCAAGUUCCUGCCCAAUGGGCCGUUGACUGUGUGUGCUCCUGCAGGCACAGAUGCUGGCUCCACACAGACAAAGGAUUCAUAUGGACCUUCCUUGGCUCCAUCUGCGCCAUCUUCUCUGAUGCUAACAUUUAAAGCCACAGCUCAGCUGCUCAUCUUGGGCUGCACAUGGUGUCUGGGCAUCCUGCAGGUGGGUCCAGCUGCCCAUAUCAUGGCUUACCUCUUCACUAUCAUCAACAGCCUGCAGGGCAUCUACAUCUUCCUGGUGUACUGCAUCCUCAGUCAGCAGGUCCAGGAACAAUACAAGAAAUGGUUCAAAGGGAUCAGGAAAACAAAAGAUGAGUCUGAGAAGUACAUGCUCUCAAGUGGGACCAUGUCUGAUGCCUCCAAACACAGUGUGGCCCCUGAAUUCUGCUUACCCUCAAAUCUUAGCAAGUACCAAAAAAGUGGAACAUGCCCCCCCACAUCAACCUUUCCUGGGAAUUGGCUGACCACAGCAAGACCCUCUCUUUGUCACAACACACUGAUAAUUUCCCCUUAUUUGUCCAGCUUCCCCUCCAAAAAUGCUGUUUAUUCUUUCUGCUUCCUCCUUUACCCUAUAAAAUAAAAACGUUUUUCUGUAUUUUGAGAUGCUCAUCGACUUCUGAGAUCAGAAACUUCUCCCUGCUGCAAUAGUCCUUCUAAGUAACUUGUCUCUUUAUUCAAGCCCAGAUUUAAAUUUAUUGGACAUAAAACACAUAAAUUGCCUCAUAACAUCUAUAAAAACAAAACCAUGGCAUUUCUUAAUGUGUGGUAUUGUUCCAGGAACAUAAGUUGAGUCUAUGAAUCAAAAUAAAGGACACGUCACAUAUAGCAAUGUAACGUUUCAUAAAAAUGACAUUCUAAAUCAGUGUGUGAAGCAUUGCAUGUGAAGUCAGGGAAGUCACA
Mustela erminea (ermine) is the source of this 1402-nucleotide messenger RNA. RefSeq names its product adhesion G protein-coupled receptor E2-like. Gene Ontology annotation, cellular component: membrane. Lineage: Eukaryota; Metazoa; Chordata; Mammalia; Carnivora; Mustelidae. Gene Ontology annotation, molecular function: G protein-coupled receptor activity; calcium ion binding. Gene Ontology annotation, biological process: adenylate cyclase-activating G protein-coupled receptor signaling pathway. The record is from RefSeq and is a predicted model, not a curated record.